ACUGAAAUGAAAUUGAAAAAGAAAAAGCCGACGACUCAUCAGAAUUCAGGUCUCGAAGAGAGAGAGAGAGAGAGAGAGAGAGAUAAACCCAUCGGUGGCAUCUCGUCGGCGGCGCGGCGGCGAGGGCUGAAGGCUUGAGACGCGCGCGCGCGGGGGGUGCGGGAUGGCGGGGAGCAGGGCGGUGGGGCGGGGAGGGAGGCCGCUGCUGGGAGGCGGAGGGGGAGGGGGAGGGGGAGGGGGAGGGGGAGGAGGAGGGAAGCGCGGCGGGGGGAGGUCAUCGUACACGACGACGGUGAUCCUGGCGGCGCUGCUGCUGGCGUCGGUGGCGCUGCUCCUCCUCCUGGCGCUCGGCGCGCUCUCGCUGCCGGCCGCGGGGGGCUCGGGGGGCGACCACGCCGGCCGCGGCCUCCCGCGCCCGCGCCCGCGCUUCCGCAGAUCCGCCGCGCUCGGCUCGGGGCUGGAGAUGCGCGGGGAGAAGGGGGAGCCGUGGACGGAGGUGCUGUCGUGGGAGCCCCGGGCGUUCUUGUACCACAACUUCCUCUCGAAAGAAGAAUGUGAGUAUUUGAUUUCAUUGGCAAGGCCUCUCAUGAAGAAAUCUACAGUUGUUGAUACAUCAACUGGGGGGAGUAAAGACAGCAGGGUGCGAACAAGUUCAGGAAUGUUUCUUAGAAGAGGGCUGGACAAAAUUAUCAGUACAAUCGAGAAAAGGAUAUCAGACUACACUUUCAUACCUGUAGAGAACGGAGAGGGUCUUCAAGUCCUCCACUAUGAAGUUGGACAGAAGUAUGAACCUCACUUCGAUUACUUCCAUGAUGAAUUCAAUACUAAAAAUGGGGGGCAGCGGAUAGCAACUCUUCUGAUGUAUCUCUCGGAUGUUGAAGAGGGUGGUGAGACUGUUUUCCCUACUUCUAAAGCUAACAGUAGCUCAUCACCAUUUUAUAAUGAGCUGUCUGAAUGUGCAAAGAGGGGUUUGUCUGUCAAACCGAAGAUGGGAGAUGCUUUGCUUUUCUGGAGCAUGAGGCCUGAUGGGAGUUUGGAUCCCUCAAGCCUUCAUGGUGGAUGUCCAGUGAUAAAAGGUAACAAAUGGUCAUCUACGAAGUGGAUGCGAGUUCAUGAGUACAAAAUAUAGAACAUCAGAAACUAGAGAUCAGAGGUUAAGCACCAAUUCAAAUUUGCUGAUUUAGUUGCUCAAAGAAAAAAAAAAGGACAUUUUUGGCACGUGCUGAGGACUUCGAUUUUCCAUAGAGAAGCAUUACAUUUUUUUAGCUGUAACCAUCAUGUUGUACACUAACUUGGGCUUAUGAACUGUGAUCGUUCCAAUGAGAUGGAUGCAUUGAGUGUAUAAAUAAUAAUUACCCUCCUAAGUCGUAAUGAAAAUCAUGAUAGAAUGCAUGAUAGACUUAUACAUUAUUUGUUCUUUCAGUAUCAUUUUAACUUUCAGAUUUUUACUCAGGUGUAACUUAAC
Molecule: messenger RNA, 1465 nt
Organism: Oryza brachyantha (malo sina)
Lineage: Eukaryota; Viridiplantae; Streptophyta; Magnoliopsida; Poales; Poaceae
Product: probable prolyl 4-hydroxylase 3
Exons: 8
Coding region: 164-1129 (321 amino acids)
Biological process (GO): peptidyl-proline hydroxylation to 4-hydroxy-L-proline
Cellular component (GO): endoplasmic reticulum
Molecular function (GO): iron ion binding; L-ascorbic acid binding; procollagen-proline 4-dioxygenase activity
Source: RefSeq, a predicted model, not a curated record